UAGACCCUGACUCUGAAUAGCGAAUAGACCAUUCUGCAUUUGCAGUCCACUGAGAACUGACUCUCAUCAGUAAAUUACAGCUAUCCGGUAUUCAUCCGCCAGAACUCGAAAACAUCAAGAUUUAGUGCAUUCGCUGCUAUUGAGUCACGGAGCUGCUUUGAAUAGUAUACUGCUAGGAGCGGUGAGAAUUGGUGAGAUGUACAUGGGCUGACAAAGUCGAUCUUGGGAAUCACGAGUGACUGAGACACUAAUGAGUGAGGAGGAGGAAGGGGAGGACCGCUCCUGGAGGGAUGCGUGAAGUCUGGUUGGUGUGGGGGGUGCUGCUGGUAGGGGGCGGUCUCGUGGACCCCGCCCCGGGGCGGUCUCCGGGGCCCCCUUUCCGAGCGGUCCCCAAGGCGCCACGGUAUCCAAGGUUCGCGCCGCCUACCCAAACCGCAAUCAACGAGUUUCUCCUAAAAGAACCACUCAAAGAUUUCGAAAAAGAGAUCGGUGGUAGUAGUGGAACCGACCAGGAUCAAACGUCCGUUAAAUAUGACCAAGAUCAGUGGAACAAUGACUACAAAUCCUUUAUCCCCGAUCAAGAUCAACCUUCGGUUAACCUUGAUUACAAAUCCUUAACCGCUGAUCAAGAUUCAACGUCGAUCUACCACGGUUACAAAUCCUUGGCCGUAGAUCAAGACCAACCGUCGAUUAGCCUCGAUUACAAAACCUUAACCGUAGACCAAGAUCAACCGUCGAUCAACCACGGUUACAACUCCUUUAUCCCAGAUCAGGACCAACCGUUGGUCAACCCCGGUUACAAACCCCUAGCCGCCGAUCAGGACCAACCAUCGAUCAACCACGGUUACAAAUCCUUAACCGUAGAUCAGGAACAAACGUCGGAAGACCAGGAGGGAGUCAUCUUAACUGCCGAUCAGGACCAAACGGCGGAAUUGUUUAUCAAGGCAGCAAGGACCGACGACUUAACGUGUACAUCCGAAAAUUACAAUGAUAUCGUCGGCUCAGGUCUGGUUUGA
Nilaparvata lugens (brown planthopper) is the source of this 1016-nucleotide messenger RNA. RefSeq lists its product as uncharacterized. The record is from RefSeq and is a predicted model, not a curated record. NCBI's taxonomy places the organism in Eukaryota, Metazoa, Arthropoda, Insecta, Hemiptera, Delphacidae. The transcript has 3 exons. The coding region runs from base 291 to 1016 and encodes 241 amino acids.